Aplosporella prunicola CBS 121167 is the source of this 2421-nucleotide messenger RNA. RefSeq lists its product as uncharacterized. NCBI's taxonomy places the organism in Eukaryota, Fungi, Ascomycota, Dothideomycetes, Botryosphaeriales, Aplosporellaceae. Gene Ontology annotation, biological process: regulation of DNA-templated transcription; DNA-templated transcription. Gene Ontology annotation, cellular component: nucleus. The transcript has 4 exons. Gene Ontology annotation, molecular function: DNA binding; zinc ion binding; DNA-binding transcription factor activity, RNA polymerase II-specific. The record is from RefSeq and is a predicted model, not a curated record. Bases 25 to 2421 code for a protein of 798 amino acids.
CCCCGAGACCCUUUGUUCUCCAUCAUGGCCACCAACCAUCCUGAAGACAACGACGCCUGGAGCAACGCCGACAGCGAUGACGAUGGGUCGCGCAAGCGAAAGCGGCCCAUGUCCGUGUCGUGCGAGCUGUGCAAGCAGCGCAAAGUCAAAUGCGACCGCGGACAGCCCAGCUGCGGGUGGUGUCUGCGCAACAGCCAGCCGUGCGAGUACAAGGAACGCAAGAAGCCCGGCCUGCGCGCCGGCUACGGCCGCGAGCUUGAGGCACGACUGGAUCGGCUCGAGGACAUGAUACAGCGCCAACAAACGACCAUCUCGCACCUUCAAAUCCAACAGUCGACCAGUCCCGUCGUACGACCAUCCCCGCCUCUCGUGCACACCCCCCACGUCCCCAAGCCCGAAGCCGCCCUCUUCCUGCAGAAGCCCUCGUCUGCCCUCAACUUCUCCGGCUAUCGUAGCCAGUCCAUCUCCUCGCCUCUGUCCUACUCGCCCGGCCUCAGCCUGCCCGUGUCGCAACCACAGCAGGAGCUCGAUUUUCCCCCGUACGACCUGCUCUACGCACUCGCCGACCUCUUCUUCAAGCACAUCAACACGUGGUGUCCCAUUCUGCAUCGUCGUUCCACCCUCGACUCUCUCUUCGGUCCAUCCACUCUUGAUGAAGCCGACCGCAUCUUACUGCAUUCCAUUGUCGCAACGACGCUGCGUUUCUCCACUGAUCCUCGUCUGACCAAAGAAAGCCGAGAGCGCUACCACUCCACGUCCAAGCAAAAAGUGUUGCUGUACGGACUUGAAAACAGCUCCGUCAAAGCUCUCCAAGCCCUCGUCAUCCUAGCAUUGGACCUCGUUGGCUUUUCCAAUGGCCCGCCAGGAUGGAACCUCCUCGCACUCAUCACCCGUUCGGUCGUGCAGCUCGGCCUGUCGGUUGAGGCGACGUCCAGCCUAGUCUCUCCCAAUGUCCCUUCAAUAUACACCCUUCGCGCCAUGGUCCUGCCCGACCCGAAAGACUUUAUCGAUGACGAGAGCCGACGUCGUCUGUUCUGGGUCGUCUAUCUGCUGGACCGCUACGCCACCAUUGCCACGGCUUUCGAGUUUGCGCUCGACGAAAAAGAAAUUGAUCGCAAGCUUCCCUGCCGCGAAGAAUUGUUCGCGCGCAACCAACCGGUAGAGACGCGAUGGUUCCGCACCUCGAAGCGUACAGACUAUACGUUGAACAAACCCGAGAACAUGGGCUCCUUCAGCUACUACAUUGAGCUGAUUGGCAUCCUCUCCCAAAUCCACCAAUUCCUCAAGAAACCCGUCGACAUUGGCUCACUGACGGACGUCGAGCAAUGGCAACGCGAGUUUAGGGAGCUGGACAAUGCCAUGGCCAGCUGGAAAUUUAGCUUGCCCAACGAUAUUGGCAACAUGGCAAGAAUCUAUGGUGCCAGCAAGGGGGAUUCGGCCGUGGAUUGCGGGUGGAUCACGCUACACGCCGCGUUCCACACAACCGUCAUUCGCCUCCAUUCCUCAGCCGCAUACCCAACCACUCGCUCUCCCAUCUUCACGCCGUCGUACACGGCGAUCCAGCGCUGCCUAACGGCGGUCGAGGCCAUUUCCGCGUUGUGCGACUACGUCAAGGCGCACGGCAUGCUAGCGCAGCUGGGUACGCCAUUUGCCUUUAGCCUGUGGGUGGCGGCGCGCGUGUUGCUGGUGCACGGCAGCACGAUUGAGCACCACGUCGACCCGGGCAUUGCGCCGUUGGUUGAGACGCUGCGCGAGCUGGGCCUGCACUGGCGGGUCGCGGAGCGGUAUGCCACGCUGCUGCAACGCGUGCUGGACGAAUACCAUGCGUCGCAGCAGUUUGGGGCGGCGGAUGCUGGGGGUGGGGGAGGUGGUGCUGGCGAGCGUACGACGCCCUCGUCGGUGCGCAUACUGGCGGAUAUGCGACGGUGCGCUUUCGAUCUUGAUUUCCUAAUCAGUCGGCAGCCGAAGCUGCUGCAUAAUAACCAGCAUAAUCAUAACCUGAACCUCGGUCACCUUAACCAUUUCAGCAGCGCACAACCACCGCAGCAGCAAUAUCAGCCGCAGAAUCAGCCCCAGCAGCAGCAACCGCGUCUCGGUGUCUCGACUGGUGCUCUCCCUGCGGCGACGCCGGCGCCGGCACGCACGCCCGGCCCGCAUGAACUGGAGUACCUGGAUGUGUUUGACUUUUUCAACAUGCCGCGGCUGCCGGUGGCGAAUGGUGGCGGUGGCGGUGGUAAUGGCACGAACAACGGCAAUGGAGGUAUGGUGGGGGAGUUGGGUGGUGUGCAGCAGAGUCAGGGGCAAGAUGCCGAGGGGGGCGUUGGGCUGGAUGGGUUUAAUAUCACGAAUUUCAUGGUGGAUGCUAGUGCGGAUUGGUUUAUGAAGGGAGCGGCGGGUGGAGGGGGAGGGGUAGGUUCAUAG